GGUCCGGCCUGGAAGUCACGGGGGGAGUUGGCCCGGGACUGCAUCAUUCUGCACUUGCUGCAGCGCAGCCAGAGGGAGCAGGUGGAGCAGGCGAGAGGAGAGCCCCAGCGUGCAGGGUUGGGGAGACUGCAGUGACGCUGCCUGGGAGACAUGGCGGCCGGCGCCUCUGAAUAAGCAGAAUACCGAGCCCCUCGCUGCCCCGGCCCCCGCAGCCAGGGCCAUGCCACAUGGCCGCUGACCGCACGCAGGGGCCGGCCCAGAGGACACAAGCUGCGGCUGCCGCCUAGUCCCUGAUCCUCGCCCCUGCAUUCCUCAUGUUGCAUUUCACGUCAGUUUCUUGGGCAGGGUAGCCGCCGCCGCCAGAGGAACAGCCAGGACAUCGCUCUGCUUGUUCAUCCCGCCACACUUUGCUUUUCCAUUUUUUUCCUUCCCUCCCCAUUUCUUUCUCCUUUACCCCACCUGCUUUGCCUCCGGCUCCCGAUCCUGUGACCCCCUCUGGCCUCCAUCCACCGGGGCUAUGGCCGCAGAAGAGGUAUUGCAAACUGUGGACCAUUAUAAGGCUGAGAUAGAGAGGCUGACCAAGGAGCUCACAGAGACCACCCACGAGAAGAUCCAGGCUGCCGAGUACGGGCUGGUGGUCUUGGAAGAGAAGCUGACCCUCAAGCAGCAGUAUGACGAGCUGGAGGCCGAGUAUGACAGCCUCAAACAGGAGCUGGAGCAGCUGAAAGAGGCCUUUGGCCAGUCCUUCUCCAUCCACCGGAAAGUUGCUGAGGAUGGAGAGACCCGGGAGGAGACGCUUCUGCAGGAAUCGGCCUCAAAGGAAGCUUACUACCUGGGGAAGAUCUUGGAGAUGCAGAACGAACUGAAGCAGAGCCGGGCUGUAGUCACCAACGUGCAGGCAGAAAAUGAGAGGCUCACGGCCGUCGUGCAGGACCUGAAGGAGAACAAUGAAAUGGUGGAGCUGCAGAGAAUACGGAUGAAGGAUGAGAUUCGAGAAUAUAAAUUCCGAGAGGCACGCCUCCUUCAGGACUAUACUGAGCUGGAAGAAGAAAAUAUAACGCUGCAGAAACUUGUGUCCACAUUAAAGCAGAACCAGGUUGAAUACGAAGGCUUAAAGCAUGAGAUUAAGCGAUUUGAGGAGGAGACGGUGCUGCUGAACAGCCAGCUGGAAGAUGCCAUCCGGCUGAAGGAGAUCGCUGAGCACCAACUGGAAGAAGCCCUAGAGACCUUGAAAAAUGAACGGGAACAAAAGAACAACCUGCGGAAGGAGCUCUCCCAGUACAUCAGCCUCAACGAUAACCAUAUCAGCAUCUCGGUGGAUGGACUCAAGUUUGCUGAGGACGGAAGUGAGCCAAACAAUGAUGACAAGAUGAACGGGCACAUCCAUGCGCCCCUUGUGAAACUGAAUGGAGACUAUCGGACUCCCACUUUAAGGAAAGGAGAGUCCCUACACCCGGUUUCUGACUUAUUCAGUGAGCUGAACAUUUCAGAAAUACAGAAAUUGAAGCAGCAGCUAAUGCAGGUAGAGCGGGAAAAGGCCAUUCUUCUGGCCAAUCUUCAGGAGUCACAGACACAGCUGGAACACACCAAGGGGGCGCUGACAGAGCAGCAUGAACGGGUGCACCGGCUCACAGAGCACGUGAAUGCCAUGAGGGGCCUCCAGAGCAGCAAGGAGCUCAAGCCUGAGCAAGAUGGGGAGAAGGGCCGGGACUCAGGGGAGGAGGCGCAUGACUAUGAGGUGGACAUCAAUGGCUUAGAGAUCCUUGAGUGCAAAUACAGGGUGGCAGUAACUGAGGUGAUUGAUUUGAAAGCUGAAAUUAAAGCCUUAAAGGAGAAAUACAAUAAAUCUGUGGAAAACUAUACUGAAGAGAAGACCAAGUAUGAGAGUAAGAUCCAAAUGUACGAUGAGCAGGUGACAAGCCUUGAGAAGUCCACCAAGGAGAGUGGUGAGAAGAUGGCCCAUAUGGAGAAGGAAUUGCAAAAGAUGACCAGCAUAGCCAAUGAAAAUCACAAUACCCUUAACACAGCCCAGGAUGAGUUGGUGACAUUCAGUGAGGAGCUAGCCCAGCUUUACCACCAUGUGUGUCUGUGUAAUAAUGAAACCCCCAACAGAGUCAUGCUGGACUACUAUAGGCAAAGCAGAGUUACCCGUAGUGGCAGCCUGAAAGGACCUGAUGAUCCCAGGGGACUUCUGUCUCCACGGUUAGCCAGGCGGGGCGCGUCAUCCCCAGUAGAAACAAGGACCUCCUCUGAACCAGUUGCAAAAGAAAACACAGAGGCCAGCAAAGAACCGAGUCCAACCAAGACCCCCACCAUCUCUCCUGUUAUUACUGCCCCACCAUCAUCACCAGUAUUAGAUACCAGUGACAUCCGCAAAGAGCCAAUGAACAUCUACAACCUUAAUGCCAUUAUCCGGGACCAAAUCAAGCAUUUGCAGAAAGCUGUGGACCGGUCCCUGCAACUGUCUCGUCAGAGAGCAGCGGCACGGGAGCUGACCCCCAUGCUCGAUAAAGACAAGGAAGCCUUAAUGGAAGAGUUUCUCAAGCUCAAGUCCCUGCUGAGCACCAAACGGGAGCAGAUUGCCACGCUGAGGGCAGUGCUGAAGGCCAACAAGCAGACAGCUGAGGUGGCCCUAGCUAAUCUCAAGAACAAAUACGAAAAUGAGAAAGCGAUGGUGACUGAAACGAUGACAAAACUUAGAAAUGAACUGAAAGCUUUGAAAGAAGAUGCAGCAACUUUCUCAUCCCUGAGAGCAAUGUUUGCAACCAGAUGUGAUGAAUAUGUCACGCAGUUGGAUGAGAUGCAGAGACAGUUGGCAGCCGCAGAGGACGAGAAGAAGACUCUAAAUACUUUGUUACGAAUGGCUAUCCAGCAAAAACUCGCCCUGACCCAGCGGCUAGAGGACUUAGAGUUUGACCAUGAGCAGUCGCGACGCAGCAAAGGCAAAUUUGGAAAGAGCAAGAUCGGCAGCCCUAAAGUAAGUGGGGAGGCAUCAGUCACCGUGCCCACCAUAGACACUUACCUCCUGCGUAGGCAGGGCCCACAGACACCCAACAUUCGGGUCAGCAGUGGCACUCAGAGGAAAAGACAAUUUUCACCUUCCCUUUGUGAUCAGAGCCGUCCCAGGACUUCAGGGGCCUCCUACCUACAGAGUUUAUUAAGAGUUCCCCCUGAUCCCACCUCCACAGAAUCAUUUCUUCUGAAGGGCCCCCCUUCCAUGAGUGAAUUCAUCCAAGGGCACCGGCUCAGCAAGGAAAAAAGGUUAACCGUGGCUCCACCAGUCCUGACCCAGCUCUCCCUGACGAGCAGCCGCAGUCCAGCUCCCAGUGCGCCCCCCUCCACUGUCUCUCCAAAUCUCCUCACCCCUAGUCUCCACCUCCUGUGCACCAACCUCUGGGGCGAACGUUUCGUAGCCACACACAGGAUACCGCCCAGGAUCCAACCGGUGUUUUCUUCUCGGUCGUUAGGUGUAUGAUGGGAGCAAUGCCCGUCACUUUGGAAGAUGAAAGAAAGUUAAGAAGAAUAACACAAAGCACAGACUCUGGCGUGAUAAAACGUUUUAUCGUUUGUCUAAGUCACAGAUAAAUUUCUGCAAUGAAAUGGCUAUAGUUCAGUUGAAUAAUAAAAACAAAACUGGACACGUGUAUCUCAGAUGACUGGCUUUAUCUCGAUAACAUGGAGAGACCUGAGACCGUGUAAAAUACAUAUAUCGUAAAACCAUCUUUCCUCACCUGUCACAUUCGGCUAUAGAAGUUGAUUCCAGUAUUUUUCAUCAUCGAUAUUUAUUUUGUACUUUAUUUGGCACAUGAGUUAUGUUUAUAAAAAUAAUUUCUGAGAGAGGUGAACUUCAUUUAUUUUUAAAUAAGCAUAAUUUGCUCUGUUCAGUUUUAAUUUAGUUCGAAAUCUGGAAUUGGUCAGACGGUGGUCGUUUUUCUUGCACAAAAUAAUAAAUGAGGUGCAUCGGAAUGUUAACAAUAACUGUAUUUUGCUGCUACACUGAUAUUGUUUAUGCACUUACCUUUCUAAUCAGUAGCUAAUUAAGUGCUGGAUUUUUUUAAAACUAGGGUUCUUCACUGGACAUUAUUGAGUAAAUCUAAGAAACAGACUAUGUUACGAUUCAUUGACUUAUUCAACUUUGAUGGCAUCUUUAAUUUUUUUGAAAAAUUGCAGGCAGGCAGAUGCACUGGUGCUGCUCCUUUGUGUGUGUGUGUUGUGUGUGUGUGUGUGAUGAUAGAGGAGGCUAAAUAACAUGAAGGGAAAACAUGGUGUGUUUAUUUAAUGACCAGACUUUUUUUUUUACUCCUCCCAAAUUCAGGGCCCUAUGAGAAGUCUUUCCUGCUAAAAGUUGUCAAGUAUAAAUGGGAAAAUACAUCCAUAGACAGAUGUAAGUUAGCCUUUGGUUAAUGAAUUUACUCAGAAAGUGUUCAACUUUUGAUUACAAUUGUGUGUUUUGUUGUUGUUAGUUUUUUUCAUAAUGAAUUUUCCUUGCCAAAAAACAAUACAUAAUAAACCUUAGCUCAUUGUCUACUUUUGAGAAACACUCAGGUGCCUACAAUCAUAUUAUACAUCUUGAAAUAUAAUAGAUGUUCCUAGUUCAUUUCCAAACCCUGCUGGGUAACUCUCAUGACUUGAUUUAAGGCAGUCUCUUUUCAUAGCAAAAUUUAUUUUGCACAUAAUCUGACAAACAAGGAAAACAGCUAAUUGAGCUAAAAGGUCUAAUACUCCGGGGCUCCUUAACGACCAAGAACUGCCCACACAAUUGCUCCUAGCCCUGAUUCCUUGUCUAGUCAGGUAGCCUUAACUUACUUAAAAUCAUAACAGUUUAACCUUUUCAUGUAACAGUAUCUGUAACUUCUCUUUAAAACAAAAACAAUCCUCACUGUUAAUACUGAAGAUAGUUUACUAGACGGGGCUCUCACCACGAACAUCUAGUAAGAGCCACUCAGCUCACGGAGUGGCAGUGGGUGGGACAUAAUGGCAUGGUCCAUCAGAGGUGGUGGCCAGGGGCUCAGUUGUAAAGCAAAGGGCGGGAGCUUUAUCAGUCACAUACCUAUUAAGUACUGGUCACUGUUACCAAAGCAACCAAGAGGUUUUUAGUUUCUUAUAUGAGUGCUAUUUUCAACAAUGUCAUUUAUUAUGCAACUUGAAGUAGUUAGAAAUCUUUACCAUAAGUAGGUAUCCAGGUUUGAGAAAAACAAAUCUUCAUACAGUCUUGGUCAUGGCAGCCUAACCUUCUAUUCUUUCCUACCUACAUGUCCUUGCUGUUCCUAAACGCUUGCUUCAUUUUAUUGGUGUUGUGUCUGCCCUGUACCAGUAUUAGCAAGGCAGUGUGGAUUAUAUUUAGAGUUCAAUGAAAGGAGGCUACCCCCUACCCUUGCUCUUUCUUUUUUCUUUCCGUUAUUUCUUUUCCAAGCAUCAUGUGUUUGGACCUGAGAAGUGGCAUAGCUGCAAAGUUGACUUCUAAUAAAAACUGUCUGUGCCUGAGGGAAAAUACGCCAUUGUUAAAAGUACCUGAGAACAUCUUCCUGUGUUGCCUCAUCAGUUGUGUUGGUGGUGCAGGGAAUUCAGCAGCAAGUGUCGUUGCUGAGUCACUGCAGAGCAGCAACCCUGCUGGAUGGGGCAUAAUUGCAUUUUUGCUCCCUCCCUCUAGUGGUGACCCCGUGAAAGGCUGGGUCCCAAGCAACACAUUUAUUUCCUCCAAUAUAAAGUUUAUGAAGUCUACUAUAUGCUAAUUUUACUCAAGUUCCUUUAUAUUAACAGAGUGGGAAGUGUUUGUUUGAAAAUAUCAGUUCUAUAAAAAUGUUCAUUUUAGCAAAACUUUGCCAAGAAGGUGUAGAAACUAGGAAAUAAGUCUCAGAUUUUCAGCACAAAAUUAGGUAAUAGUCCCUAGGCAGUGAGAGAGAAUUCUAUGUAUUUAAACUGUGGCAUCAUUUAGUAUAGUUUAAACUGAGCCUUAUCAAUGUUUAUUUAUAGGCAUUUAAAAUAAAUAAAUAUGUGUAGCACUGAUAAAAAAAUCAGUACGUAUAAAGAACAUGAGGAUUCAAAAGGAAAUUGAAAAAUUGAAGAACUAGUGGAAAUUAAAAAGAACAAACUUCCGUGAGACCAUUUGGAGAGAGAUGUGGGGUGAAAUACUACAGAAAUGCAAAACACACUGGCUAAUUAAUUCAAAUGCAGCGAAGGAGGUAACUAGCAAGCUUGCUUAGCAGAGUAACCAGGUAAUUUUUUUAAAUGUAAGCACAACUACCAUACUGAAAAGGAUAGUAUGCAGAAAUGCUUUCCCACUGAGGAUUUUUCUCAGUUAAAAGAUGAAAUUAGGAGAGCGAUACAUUGUCUUUGGCCUGAGUGCACAGGAGCACACAGGACCCUCAGAUUGAUCUAAUCAACUCAUGAGUCAUCAGGUCCCUUUCAUCCAGUUCUGUUUCAAUAACUUCAAGAAACCAAAGUUAUUAAUUAAGAGAAGACCUAGUCAGAAAGAUUAUUUUUUAGCCCAGGGAGGAAGAGGUACACUAUUGAUCUUCAAGAAAAUGUAGCCAAUGAUAGAUGUCAGCUAUAGAUAUCAUUAUUAAGAGUAGACUAAGAAAAAUAAAGCCCUCAGUGUAAAGGAUUUAUAUUAACUGUAGAAAGAGAUUCUUGACAGUGGGAAAUUAAUUAUCAAAAUCGAUCAUUAUAAUGCCUUUUAAAAAAAUUUAAAUACUGGUUGUCCAGUAACUUAAGUGGCAAGAUAUCUUAAGAUAAUAUAUUAUAAUUCUAGGAUUUCAUAACCCUAUGAUUCUUUUUAUUUCAGAUUUUAAAAUAAGUUAUUCUGUUUAGUCAUAAAAUAUUCUAUUCCUUGAAAGUAGGGUAGCAAUUUUAAUAUUUCCAACAUAUUUGGCAAAAAAUAAAACUGGAUUGUUGGCAUUUUUCCUUGCAGUUAUGUUGUAUAUCUUUAAAGUUGUCCAGAGUGUAGUAAUUUUACUAUAAAAAGCCUCAAUUUUCAGAGUCAAAAAAAAAAAAAAAGGAAAAAUACAUGUCCUCAGGAAUACUUUAGAAAUAGGUUUACAAUCCCUUAGGGAGUAAAUGCCUCUCAAACUUUAUCUUUUCUUAAAAGAAUCUUCAAUCUACAAUAUUUGCUUUCCCAUGCUUUAGAAAAUAUUUGUGUACAAUUCUUCUGUUUAAACAAGCAGUAAGUGUUGGUCAAAUAAUCCAUAUAUGGAACAUUUCCUGAUGUUCUGCAUUAAAUGAAAUCCUCUACAGCUCUCAAGCAGUAAUUACAAAAUAAGAAAAUGAAAAAGUGAAAUGUAUUUUCUACUGUGAUAAGAAGGGCAGGUUUGCUGUGUAGUUGUUGUAUUCAAUCAGCCAAAGACACAGUCUGUCUCAGAAAGAUGAGUCAGGGGAAACCUGUGGGUUUCCAGUGAGCAGGUGCUGACUCCGCCCCAGGACGCCGCAAGGGCCGUGAUAUCGUGGCUGUAAGGUAGGACCAAGUUCAAAAGAACUCUUAGGAUCAAGUUCACAAUUUUAAAGAUUGUCCUACAACUUUUUUGUUUAUAAACCAGAGUUGUUUUAAAAUAUAGUCCUUGUAUUUAGGAUUGCAAAUUUACAAGAAUAUGUUUCUAAGUAAAGGGAACAUAAUUCUUCAAAAAGCCGUUGAACUGAAGUUGUGAUAGGUCGUAUGAUCAGUGCUGAUACAUAAUUUUUACCUUAGAAUCAAUUUCUGCGGACAUACAUGACCAGUCUAGCUCCCAAGCGACCUUUUCCAUUGUGUGUAAGAAAAAUGCCCCCAGAUGAGCUGUCUGUAAUUGAAUUCAUCUUUUUUUAAAUGCCACUGGUUAACUGCCAUUGCCCCUGAUGUAUUUCUUUUGUAGCCUGAUUCCCUUAUUUAACAUCUGAAAGAUUUCCUUUUGACAUUACUUCCAUUCUUUUUAUUCAAAGUAUAAUUGAAAAAGGUAUUUAGUAUUAAAAUUAUGUUCCUCUAGCAAGGACUUUCCAGAAAUAAUCUACUUACAAAAAAAGAGCAGCAAUUAACUGCCUUUAGUGUAAGGGUGUGAGUGUGUAAAAGUAUGCUGUGUAAAACGUUUGCAUGAGAUACUUCACAUCAUGUAAGCUUUCCCAUAUUCAUGAUAUGAACAGUAUAGAAAUCUUAUUUCUUGUGAUUUCUCCAUUAGGAAUGUAAAGAGAUUGUUACCCAUAUCCAGUCUCCUUUCCAUAUUGAAAUGCAUGGCUCUAAAUCUUCAGCAUAUUUUUACCCCUUUCCUCUGGAGUUAUUUAAAAUUUGUCCUGUUAUACUGAAACCUAGAUAAACUACUGAGCCAGAUUAUUUCUGUAAUUGGUGUUUAAUUGCUGUAUAACAUUGGUUGAGACCACAUUUUUAUUUUAACUUUUUUUCUUUCAAAAUUAUUCUCUGAUCAUUGUGGUUCUAUAAUGAAAACACUGAGAAGAAAAUCUGAUGAAUUCUGGUGUGACUUUUUCUUUUUUAAAAGCCUCCAAUAAAGGUUGGAGAACUAUAAAGAAAAAUGUCGUCAUUUUGCUAACAAAUCAUUUUUUGGUGACCAUGGAGGUAGAGAAUGAAUCAUUUUGUUUGGCUUCAUAGUAUGAUUGUGCACCAAAGCAUAAAGGAAGUAAAUGAUUUUUAACAUUGUCACAAAAUUAUAAAGCUGGAUGGUUUGACUGUUAGUCAAUUAUACAAUUCUUUGAAAAUCUUAUGGCAUUUUUAUAAUCUACUCAGUGUUUUAUUUGCAUAAUUAUUCAUAUAUGUUGAACCAUAUGUGAUUCUGAUACUGUAUUUCUUUCCAGGAUUAACAUUUGUGUAAUAUGUGGCCAACUCUGAUUUGUACACCAUAUGAUUAUUGUAAUUUUACUGGUAUUUCCACCUUUAAUUGCAAUUCUGUUAUCAUGCCUCUGGCUUCAAUGGUCUGAAGCAUGUCCACAUAAUGCCAGUAUUGUAUGAAAAAAACUAAAAGACGGACCUAAGAAACUCUAAAAAAUCCAAAUUUCAAAGGGAAAUUGCUCUCAAAGACAUGUGUAUUUAUUUUAAAUUCAAAAAAUUCUUUUGAAUUUAUUAUUGCUUGUUCUUUUUCAUUUUUUUAUUGUAGACAAUCCUAAGUGACUGUCUCAUGGGAGAAUUCAUGUAUGUGCUUGCAUUUCUGUAACCUGAUCGUGCACUCAGCGGUUGGAACAGGUCUCCAGUGCUAAGAAAAUAACCAAAACCAAUAUAUUAAUUCUUACAUCUUGGUUUAUGUUGCCAACUGGAUAUGAUGUAAUGCAUAACUCUACCCAGUAAAUAAACUGGUUAUCUUUUGUUCAUUUCA
Molecule: messenger RNA, 9284 nt
Organism: Artibeus jamaicensis (Jamaican fruit-eating bat)
Lineage: Eukaryota; Metazoa; Chordata; Mammalia; Chiroptera; Phyllostomidae
Gene: BICD1
Product: BICD cargo adaptor 1
Exons: 9
Coding region: 518-3475 (985 amino acids)
Biological process (GO): microtubule anchoring at microtubule organizing center; protein localization to organelle; positive regulation of receptor-mediated endocytosis
Cellular component (GO): cytosol; Golgi apparatus
Molecular function (GO): dynein complex binding; dynactin binding; cytoskeletal adaptor activity
Source: RefSeq, a predicted model, not a curated record